Rotaria sp. Silwood1 is the source of this 321-nucleotide messenger RNA. Lineage: Eukaryota; Metazoa; Rotifera; Eurotatoria; Philodinida; Philodinidae. The record is from the annotation of a GenBank genome assembly.
AUGAAAUGGAAUAAAGGUGCACAAGAAGGAAUUGUUGUCGCUGGGGGUCAAGGUCAAGGGGAUGCUCUGACACAAUUCUCGUAUCCUAAUGGACUCUUCGUCGAUGCGUUGGGUACCAUUUAUGUGGCAGACUCGGAUAAUCAUCGAGUGAUGCGUUGGCCUAAAGGAGCGAAACAGGGCACUGUUAUUAUUGGUGGAAAUGGUUGGGGAAAAGAAGCAAAUCAGUUGAACGUUCCCAUUGGUUUGUUCUUCGAUCGACACGGCAAUCUCUAUGUCGUCAAUAUGAAUAAUCAUCGUGUUCAACUUUUUUCUAUUCAAUAA